This is a messenger RNA of Dufourea novaeangliae, 750 nucleotides long. Its product is annotated as fibroblast growth factor 18-like. Gene Ontology annotation, molecular function: growth factor activity. The transcript has 5 exons. NCBI's taxonomy places the organism in Eukaryota, Metazoa, Arthropoda, Insecta, Hymenoptera, Halictidae. The record is from RefSeq and is a predicted model, not a curated record. The annotation marks the transcript as partial.
CGAUUAACACUUUCGAGCGUGUUACCACAGCUUGCCGUUUUAGCGAAGAUUUUGUGCCUCCUGAUGGUGGUGAUGUGCGGGGCGGUGCCGGCAAUGGUGCGCUCCGUGAGUCUGUACUCGACUUGCAGCAGCGGCAAUGUUACCGUAAUUGGCCGCUCAAUCAAAGCCAUGGGACGCGAUGGUCACAAUGCACCUUACCAAAAACUUACAACACAAUCCGAAGAUUUCAGUAGGAAGCUGUAUAUCUUCGCGGAAAAGAGUCAGCGAUACAUUUGCUUCAACAAGCGGUGGAAACUUGUCGGCCUGCCCAAGAAGCAGAAAGGUCCAAUGUGCCAGUUUUACGAAAUCUACAACGGUUCGUAUUUAAGGUACCGAAGCGUGAUAGACAGCUCGCGGUAUUUAGGCUUCAACAAGUUCGGCAAACCGAUGAAGAAUCCUCGCGGUCGACAGGAGUGUUUCAAUUUCAUCAAGUACAACCCCCAUGCCGACAUAAAUCAUCACAACAGCUUGGUGAACGCGGACAUGGGCGGCAUGGAUCCACGGGAUCCGUACUUCGGCCCGAAGAAACCGUCGCCCGUAAUGAGGGCCACAAAGAAUUCCCUGUUGCAGGUCGACAGUACGAGGGAGAUUAUUCAUACGACGCAUCGUUACCGGCACUCGAAUCGAUGGAAAAUGCACCAGGACGAGAAGAUUUCAGCACCCCGAAGACGGCACGAAAGCCGUUUGUUUGUCGAGGCCAGCAAGUAUUGA